AUGGCGACGGCCCACAGUGAACCCCCGGUCCGACGAGCCGCAGUGUCCCGGUUGGGCCGGACCGGCCACGAGGUGAACCUGCCGCUGGUAAACCCAGAAAGCACAAUGAAGAUGAGCACAAUGGGCAGCAAUGUAAUACGAUUUGAGGCUAUCGGGAAGGGAGCAUUCAGGGAAGUGCAUAUAGCAAUUCCUCAACCCCCCAACAUGGAUUAUUCAAAGUUGUUAGUUCCUAUAAUUGUAGUCAAAUUUGCUGAAUUCAAACAAUCAUCAUCUCUCCAGAAGGAAGGAAGCAUCCUAUUCACAUUAAACGAUUGCCCAGGGAUUAUCCGUUGCCAUGGAGAAGACGUAAGUGUCGAAAGGGACAGGAAGGUUUACAACCUUUUGUUGGAGUUCGCUUCCGGUGGUUCCCCUAAAAAUCUCAUGCAAAGAAGUAGCAAAGGGAAGUUGCUAGAGUCCGAUGUGAGGCGCUACACUAGAAUGAUCCUUAAGGCUCUAAGACACAUGCAUGAGAGGGGUUACGCGCACUGUGACAUUAAGCCCGAGAAUAUUAUUGUUUUCUCGUCCAAGAAUGGUGAAAACAGUGUGAAGAUAGUUAAUUUUGGGCUAGUGCAGAAUACAAGAGAGAACAUAAGAAGCUGUAGUCCUAGAAGUGGUGGUUCACACCGUAGAGAUCUUCCCUUCGCUUCUAUUUUGCAUGGUUCAAACAUAGAGUCGAUGGAUAUAUAA
Messenger RNA from Diospyros lotus (date-plum), 726 nucleotides. Its product is annotated as mitogen-activated protein kinase kinase kinase 20-like. Gene Ontology annotation, molecular function: ATP binding; protein kinase activity. The transcript has 2 exons. The coding region runs from base 1 to 726 and encodes 241 amino acids. NCBI's taxonomy places the organism in Eukaryota, Viridiplantae, Streptophyta, Magnoliopsida, Ericales, Ebenaceae. The record is from RefSeq and is a predicted model, not a curated record. Gene Ontology annotation, biological process: protein phosphorylation.